CCCUCCGCCCCAGUCACUGAGCCGCCGCCGAGGUCUCAGCAGCCUCCCCCUUGAGCCCCCUCGCUUCCCGACGCUCCGUCCCCCCUGCCCGCCUUCUCCCGCCGCCGCCUUCCGCAGGCCGUUUCCACCGAGGAAAAGGAAUCGUAUCGUAUGUCCGCUAUCCAGAACCUCCACUCUUUCGACCCCUUUGCUGAUGCAAGUAAGGGUGAUGAUCUGCUUCCUGCUGGCACUGAGGAUUAUAUCCAUAUAAGAAUUCAACAGAGAAACGGCAGGAAGACCCUUACUACUGUCCAAGGGAUCGCUGAUGAUUACGAUAAAAAGAAACUAGUGAAGGCGUUCAAGAAGAAAUUUGCCUGCAAUGGUACUGUAAUUGAGCAUCCAGAAUAUGGAGAAGUAAUUCAGCUACAGGGUGACCAGCGCAAGAACAUAUGCCAGUUCCUUGUAGAGAUUGGACUGGCUAAGGACGACCAGCUGAAGGUUCAUGGGUUUUAAGUGCUUUUGGCUCACUGAAGCUUAAGUGAGGAUUUCUUUGCAAUGAGUAGAAUUUCCCUUCUGUCCCUUGUCACAAGUUUAAAAACCUCACAGCUUGUAUAAUGUAACCAUUUGGGGUCUGCUUUUAACUUGGACUAGUGUAACUCCUUCAUGCAAUAAACUGAAAAGAGCCAUGC
Messenger RNA from Panthera uncia (snow leopard), 668 nucleotides. RefSeq names its product eukaryotic translation initiation factor 1 (gene EIF1). Bases 151 to 492 code for a protein of 113 amino acids. The transcript is spliced from 4 exons. Gene Ontology annotation, cellular component: eukaryotic 43S preinitiation complex. The record is from RefSeq and is a predicted model, not a curated record. NCBI's taxonomy places the organism in Eukaryota, Metazoa, Chordata, Mammalia, Carnivora, Felidae. Gene Ontology annotation, molecular function: RNA binding; translation initiation factor activity; ribosomal small subunit binding. Gene Ontology annotation, biological process: translational initiation.